AAGGUUGAAUUCAAUAUGGCCGCUCCCUAAUGUAUUGCUCAGAUUGUGCGGCUCCGCGAAAGCACAGCCUUUACAUACAAAAUGAUGUCGCUUUUAACCAAUUUGAAAGCAACACGAUGCUUAUUUUCUAAGCUUUCACUUUCCGAUGCGGUAUGCAGGAGUGCCGCAGCGGGAACGCACACACUUUCCGUUCCCACGUCGGGUCUUCAAAGUGGGAACACACGAAACAAGGAACUAUGUGCUACACCGUCUACCCCGAUGCAUAUCUCGCAUAGGUUCAGACACAGGAAGCUACUAAGUUGGCCCGUUGACUACCUUCCGUUUGAGUGGUCGUAUCCUGCCAAGCAGGAUCGAAUUCUGAACUCGGGCGACCUUGUAGAUGAUAUUGGACCUGUCGAUCUCUCCCACCCACGGGACGGAUUCGAACUAUCAGAGGAGCUCAAAACUGCCCCGGAAGAGGUAAAACGGGUGUUUAGCCUUGAAUUCGGCAUCUUGCGAGAUAUCAGUAACGUAAAGCGAAAAGAAUUUGUGAAACUCGUACAGAGGCAUCCAUACGAUACGGAUUCAAUCGAAUACAAAAUUGCAAAGAGUACUUUUGCGAUACGUUGCAUGAAGAUGAUGUUUGCGGCAAAGCCAAAGCGCAAGAACCUGAGGAAGAGCCUAUGUGAAACAGUAGACAAGCGUAACAAGUGGCUCAAGAUCCUCCGCCGGUGGGACUACAAGCGCUUCCGAUUCGUCGCCCACCAGCUGCAGGUGACGUACACCCCUCGGCCCCUGUGCCGCAUCCAGCCGAAGGUGACUAAGAAGGGAGACCUGCGGAGGCUGACGCGGGAAUACUGCGACAAGGUGCGCCGAGAGAGGCUUACCGCCUACCACGAGAAACUCAAGGCCGUGCACGACGAGUUUGUCAAAGAGAAGGAAGCAACUGAGGAGUGGGUGAAGGAGGAGGAAGUGAGGUGGGAACUAACGGAAGACGAGCGCAAGUCCACGGAGCACGAGAGCGUGCUUAAGAACAUUAAGCAUACCAUGUACUAGUGGUAGAAUAAAGUAGUGUCAGUACGGAGCUCCA
This is a messenger RNA of Ornithodoros turicata, 1069 nucleotides long. It is a transcript of the gene bonsai, whose product is annotated as small ribosomal subunit protein uS15m-like. The record is from RefSeq and is a predicted model, not a curated record. The transcript is spliced from 6 exons. NCBI's taxonomy places the organism in Eukaryota, Metazoa, Arthropoda, Arachnida, Ixodida, Argasidae. Gene Ontology annotation, cellular component: ribosome; mitochondrial small ribosomal subunit. Gene Ontology annotation, molecular function: structural constituent of ribosome; RNA binding. The coding region runs from base 82 to 1035 and encodes 317 amino acids. Gene Ontology annotation, biological process: mitochondrial translation.